AUGAUUAUUCAAGGCGAAUCAGAGACUCUUUACGAGUAUUGGGAGCGCUUCAAUAAUCUCCUAGAUGUGUGCCCCCACCACAUGAUUGACAAGUUGGUGUUGAUCAGCUACUUCACACAAGGCAUGAAACCUCAGGACAAGACUACAUUAGAUGGUGCGAGUAACGGUUCUCUGAAAAAGUACAAGACCACAGAAGAAGCAUGGCAACUGAUCGCCGACUUAGCUGAGUCCGCUCAGAAUCACAAGCACAACAGGAAUAACCACCCCAAGGUUGUGGCAGAGGUUUCCUCUGGCAAUGAGAAUAAUGCUCUCACACAAUCAAUAUGUGAGAUGACCAACCUACUGAAGGAGAUACAUCUAGGCCAACAACAAUCUCAACCUCUUUCACCACAACAUAGUCAACAACUGGUUCCUCAGAGAGUAUGUGGAAUAUGCACUGAUUAUAAUAAUUACACUGAUGAAUGUCCACAACUCCAACAUGAAGACAACACCGUGGCAGCUAUUCACAAUUUCUAUGACUGCCCGAAUCAAGGAUACUAUCAACAAGGCGGCAACUAUAACCAAGGUGGGAACUUUAACCAAGCUCUCGUCUCACAGAUUGGAUCACUGAAUAACUCCAACAACCAGCCUUCAAGCUCCAGUGGAAUUCCUUCUCAACCCUUAUCCAACCCCAAGGGUGGCAUCAAUGCCAUCACCUUGAGGUCCAGAACCACACUGCAAGAGAGGAAUCUUGAGGAUCCAAGCCAACUAGAAUACGCCUCAGCUGAGGACAUGCUUGAAGUGGAGGAUGUUGAAAAGGAAGAUGAAGUACAAGACACGGUUGAAGAAGAAUGCGACAUAAUUGAUGAGACAGUGGUUACAGUUCACCAGGAAGCAGUAGAAGAGAUACACAUGGAGCAAGGUCCAUGUGUGGGGAACCCCUCUGAAUACAAUGAGGACAUUAUGCCAUCAUCACUGGCUCCCGACGAUCCAGUGCCCAAUCCAGCAAAGGUAAAUGUCAUUUCUAGUCUGCCUUACCCCUCUUCUGUGAGGGAAGUCCGUUCGUUCCGUGGUCAUGCAGGUUUCUAUCGGAGAUUUAUCAAGGACUUUAGUAAGUAUCUGAAGUAG
Arachis duranensis is the source of this 1107-nucleotide messenger RNA. RefSeq lists its product as uncharacterized. Lineage: Eukaryota; Viridiplantae; Streptophyta; Magnoliopsida; Fabales; Fabaceae. The transcript is spliced from 5 exons. The record is from RefSeq and is a predicted model, not a curated record. The coding region runs from base 1 to 1107 and encodes 368 amino acids.